UGAGAUCAACAACCCUAAUAAUGAUUCAGUAUUUUUUUUUUUUUAAUUUUAAUUUCACAAAAACCCUAAGGGUUCUUUACAUCGCCGUCGAAUUUUUUUAUCCGCUAACUCUAUAAAACCCAAAAUUUUAUAUUUCUCAUCUGAUCAUUGUGUUAGGGUUCUUUUUAGUUUAACACAUGGAUUUGAGUACUGCUUAAAGUUUUAAUCUUUGGGUGAUGAUGAUACCGGAACUAGGGAGAAGACCGAUGCAUAGAGGUAACGAAGAUUCAUCUUUUGGGGAUGAUUAUGAGAAAGAGAUUGGUGUAUUGCUUGGUGAGCAGCAGCGAAGGCAAGAAGAAGCUGAUGAGAUUGAGAGAGAGCUUAACUUGUAUAGAAGUGGCUCUGCUCCACCGACUGUGGAUGGUUCUGUUAGUGCGGCUGGAGGAUUUUUUAGCGGCGGCGGCGGAGGUGGGGCUCCUUUUUUGGAGUUUGGUGGAGGCAAUAAGGGUAAUGGGUUUGGUUGUGAUGAUGAGGAGUUAAGGAAAGAUCCGGCUUACUUGUCUUAUUACUAUGCUAAUAUGAAGUUGAAUCCGAGGUUGCCACCGCCUUUGAUGUCUAGGGAGGAUUUGAGGGUUGCUCAGAGGCUUAAAGGGAGUAGCAACGUGUUAGGUGGUGUUGGGGAUAGGAUAAAAGUGAAUGAGAGUCGAUCUUUGUUCUCUAACCCACCUGGUUUUGAUCAGAUGAAACAGCAGCGUGAGUUUGAGCCUGAGAAGACUAGUGCUUCCUCUUCUGAGUGGGAUGUUAAUGGAUUGAUUGGUUUGCCUGGUUUGGGGCUUGGAGGCAAGCAGAAGAGUUUUGCUGAUAUCUUUCAGGCGGAUAUGGGGCAUGGGCAUCCUGUUGGACAGCAGCCCUCAAGACCUGCAAGUCGUAACACAUUUGAUGAAAAUGUUGACUCCACAAAUAACCUGUCUCCAUCCGCAUCACAAGGCAUUGGUGCACCAUCUCCAUACAGCUAUGCAGCUGUUCUGGGUUCGCCUUUGUCUAGAAAUGGAACACCAGAUCCACAGGCCGUUGCUAGGGUGCCUAGUCCUUGCCUCACUCCCAUUGGCAGUGGAAGAGUGAGUUCAAAUGACAAGAGGAACACAAGUAACCAAAGCCCGUUUAACGGUGGUCUCAAAGAGUCUUCAGAUCUCGCCGCUGCUUUAUCUGGUAUGAGUCUGUCAGGUACUGGUGGGUUAGAUGAAAGGAGUCAAGCUGAGAAAGAUGUUGAAAAGGUCAGGAACUAUAUGUUUGGAAUGCAAGAUGGGCAUAAUGAAGUCAAUCAACAUGGCUUCCAACACAAAGCUGAUCAAGCUCAUAAGGGAACUGCUUCUUUGAGGAAUUUACAAAUGAGAGGGUCACAAGGAUCUGCCUAUAAUGGAGUUGGACUAGCUAAUCAUUACCAGCAUCUUGAUAACCAAAACUAUGGUCUCAACAACUACGCAUUAAAUCCUGCUGUAGCGUCUAUGAUGGCUGGCCAACUUGGAACUAAUAACUAUUCUCCAAUGUAUGAAAAUGCUUCUGCGGCAUCUGCUUUCGGAUUUUCUGGAAUGGACUCCAGACUUCAUGGUGGAGGUUUUGUUUCUUCUGGUCAAAACCUCUCUGAACCACGAAAUAUUGGCAGGGUUGGUAAUCGAAUGAUGGGAGGAAAUGCUGGUCUUCAGUCACAUAUGGCAGAUCCAAUGUAUCAUCAGUACGGGAGGUUCUCUGAUAAUGCUGAUUCGUUUGAUCUUCUUAAUGACCCUUCAAUGGAUAGGAGCUUUAUGGGUAAUUCAUACAUGAAUAUGCUUGAACUCCAGAGGGCUUAUCUCGGAGCUCAGAAAUCACAGUAUGGUGUUCCUUACAAAUCAGGGAGCCCUAACAGUCAUAGCUAUUUUGGGAGUCCAACGUUUGGGUCUAAUAUGUCAUAUCCUGGCAGCCCAUUGGCUCAUCAUGGUAUGCCGAAUUCUCUUAUGUCACCUUAUAGCCCUAUGAGACGAGGUGAAGUUAAUAUGCGUUAUCCCUCUGCAACAAGAAACUUUUCGGGAGGUGUAAUGGGUUCUUGGCAAAUGGAUGCUGGUUUGGAUGAAGGAUUUGGAUCUUCAAUGCUUGAAGAGUUCAAAAAUAACAAAGCUAGAGGAUUUGAACUUUCUGAAAUAGCUGGCCAUGUUGUAGAGUUCAGUUCGGAUCAAUAUGGAAGUCGGUUUAUUCAGCAGAAACUCGAGACAGCAACAAUUGAUGAGAAAACCAUGGUUUAUGAAGAGAUCAUGCCUCAAGCUCUUGCCCUGAUGACUGACGUUUUUGGCAACUAUGUAGUUCAGAAGUUCUUUGAGCAUGGUCUCCCGCCACAGAGGAGAGAAUUGGCAGAGAAACUCAUUAACAAUGUUUUGCCUCUUAGCUUACAGAUGUAUGGUUGUCGUGUCAUCCAGAAGGCAAUUGAGGUUGUUGAUCUAGACCAGAAAAUUAUAAUGGUGAAAGAACUGGAUGGACAUGUGAUGCGAUGUGUACGCGAUCAGAAUGGUAACCAUGUAGUCCAAAAGUGUAUCGAAUGUGUACCUGAAGAAAACAUCGAGUUCAUUAUUUCGACUUUCUUUGGUCAUGUUGUGACCCUCUCAACUCACCCAUACGGGUGCCGUGUUAUUCAGAGAGUAUUGGAACACUGCCAUGACCCUGAUACACAGAGUAAGGUUAUGGAAGAGAUCCUGUCCACUGUUAGCAUGCUGGCCCAAGAUCAGUAUGGAAACUAUGUUGUUCAGCAUGUAUUGGAGCACGGAAAGCCUGAUGAGCGCACUGUGAUAAUCAAAGAGUUAGCGGGGAAGAUUGUUCAGAUGAGCCAGCAGAAGUUUGCAUCAAACGUUGUUGAGAAAUGUUUGACUUUUGGAGGUCCUGAGGAACGGGAACUGCUGGUGAAUGAGAUGCUGGGCACAACUGAUGAGAACGAGCCUCUUCAGGCGAUGAUGAAGGAUCAGUUUGCAAACUAUGUAGUCCAAAAAGUCCUGGAGACAUGCGAUGACCAACAGCGUGAACUGAUUCUUACUCGUAUCAAAGUGCAUCUUAAUGCUUUAAAGAAAUACACUUACGGGAAGCAUAUCGUUGCUCGUGUUGAAAAACUCGUUGCUGCUGGAGAGAGGAGGAUGGCUUUGCAGUCAUCAACUCAGCCUCUGGUGGCGUAAGGCCGAGUGUUGUACAGCUUAACUAGGGUGGAUGGCUCUGCCAUAACGUUCUGAGAAUUAGGUAAGAUCUAAACCAAAAAAUCUGCGGAGAAAUUAUAAAAGAGAGCUUUGUUCUGCUCUCCGCAAAAUCUGUACAUUGUGUAGUUUCUUACCGUUUUUACUACUAUACAUAGAACCCCAAAACAUCCCCCUUAGGCUGAUGAAUGAGUGGAAAAAAAAGGCAGAGAAUGGUGUAAAGAAAAUGGUGAGGAUUUUAGAGUUUUUUCCCUUUCACAUGUACAAAAAUAUUGGCUUUCAUGCCAAUCUGUAGAAUGCUUUUUUAGGACAAUCCCAGUUGAUUUCUCUAUUUUCACGAUAACUCUUAUCCGAGAAUUUCUUGAUUUUUCA
Camelina sativa (false flax) is the source of this 3557-nucleotide messenger RNA. RefSeq names its product pumilio homolog 2. Gene Ontology annotation, cellular component: cytoplasm. The record is from RefSeq and is a predicted model, not a curated record. Gene Ontology annotation, biological process: post-transcriptional regulation of gene expression. Gene Ontology annotation, molecular function: mRNA binding. NCBI's taxonomy places the organism in Eukaryota, Viridiplantae, Streptophyta, Magnoliopsida, Brassicales, Brassicaceae.